Molecule: messenger RNA, 418 nt
Organism: Ailuropoda melanoleuca (giant panda)
Lineage: Eukaryota; Metazoa; Chordata; Mammalia; Carnivora; Ursidae
Product: calsequestrin-1-like
Exons: 4
Biological process (GO): regulation of skeletal muscle contraction by regulation of release of sequestered calcium ion
Cellular component (GO): sarcoplasmic reticulum lumen; Z disc
Molecular function (GO): calcium ion binding
Source: RefSeq, a predicted model, not a curated record
GACUCACGGAAGAGGACAGCAUCUACGUGUUCAAGGGAGAUGAAGUCAUCGAGUAUGACGGCGAGCUUUCUGCGGACACCCUGGUGGAGUUUCUACUUGAUGUCCUAGAGGACCCUGUGGAACUGAUUGAAGGUGAACGCGAGCUGCAGGCAUUCGAGAACAUCGAGGAUGAGAUCAAACUCAUCGGCUACUUCAAGAACAAAGAUUCAGAGCAUUACAAGGCCUUCGAGGAUGCGGCGGAGGAGUUUCACCCCUACAUCCCCUUCUUCGCCACCUUCGACAGCAAGGUGGCAAAGAAGCUAACCCUGAAACUCAAUGAGAUCGAUUUCUACGAGGCCUUCACGGACAAGCCGGUGACCAUCCCGGACAAGCCCAACAGCGAAGAGGAGAUUGUCAGCUUCGUGGAGGAGCACAGGAG